CUUCCUGGUAUACUUUGGUCAUGUUUGAGAGUGCGAUUCAUUUUUUUUUUUUUUUGUACUUCACCUGAUGAUUGAGGAUUGCAAGCAGCGUGUAAACGAGACACUCGACUCCAGCCAUGGUUACUUCCUGCUUUCCCAUUUGUGUGAUAGCUUUGGCAGCCUGUGUCCUCAAUGCUGGUGCCUUAGACACAUUCAUUGCUGCUGUAUAUGAACAUGCGGUUAUACUAGCAAAUAGCACAGAAACACCCGUUUCCCAGGAAGAUGCCCUGACAUUGAUGAACAAGAACUUAGAUGUUUUGGAGAAAGCCAUCAGACUGGCUGCUGAGAAGGGUGCACAAAUUAUUGUGACUCCUGAAGAUGGAAUUUAUGGCUGGUCUUUCACAAGGGAAACCAUUUACCCCUACCUAGAAGACAUCCCAGACCCUCAAGUGAACUGGAUUCCAUGUACUGAACCAAACAGAUUUGGCCGCGCACCAGUGCAAAAAAGACUCAGCUGCCUGGCUAGAGAGAACUCUAUCUUUGUGGCGGCAAAUAUGGGAGACAAGAAAGAAUGUGAUGCCAGUGACUCCAAUUGCCCACCAGAUGGCCGGUACCACUAUAACACUGAUGUGGUGUUUGAUUCAGAAGGGAAACUGGUGGCCCGAUACCAUAAGUACAAUCUCUUUCUACCUGAAGUACAGUUCAACUACCCUAAAGAUCCAUCACAUGUGACCUUUGAUACACCCUUUGGAAAGUUUGGCAUUUUCACUUGCUUUGACAUAUUGUUUUAUGAACCUGCUGUAGUCUUGGUGAAUAAAUUCGAAGUGGACAGCAUACUAUUCCCCACAGCCUGGAUGAACACUCUGCCCCACUUGUCUGCUGUUCCAUUCCAUUCAUCCUGGGCUAGGGGCAUGAGAGUCAAUGUCCUUGCAGCAAAUCUUCACAAAACCAUCGCUCACAUGACAGGGAGUGGAAUCUAUGCACCAGAGGCAGUUAAAGUUUAUUACUAUGACAUGGAAACAGAAAGUGGCCAACUAUUGCUAUCAGAACUGAAGUCAAGGCCCCGAAUUUCUUCCAACUACCCUCCAGUGGUAGAUUGGAGUGCCUAUGCCAAAAAUGCCAAGCCAUUCACUUCUGAUCAGCCAAGCUUCCCUGGACUUGUCUUUUUUGAUGAGUUUACCUUCAUUGAACUUACUAAAGAUGUAGGAAAUUACACUGUUUGCCAGAAAGACCUCUGUUGUCACUUGAGCUACAAGAUGUCUGAGAAAAGAACUGAUGAAGUCUAUGCACUAGGGGCUUUUGACGGCCUUCACACUGUUGAUGGGGAAUAUUAUUUACAGAUAUGCACAUUAUUGAAAUGCCAAACAACUGACUUAAAAACCUGUGGCACACCAAUUGCAUCAGCUUUCACCAAAUUUGAAGCAUUUUCCCUCAGUGGCACAUUCACUACCAGCUAUGUCUUCCCACAGUUAGUGCUAAGUGGGACUCAACUUGCAUCUGAACAACACUAUGAGGUAUUGAGUGAUGGUCGGCUGGAGAGCAGAAGUGGUGUUCCAUUGCCCAUUUUAGAGGUGGCGUUAUUUGGGAGAGUAUAUGAGAAGGACCCUUUCCCAGGACAGGGUGAUCAUUCUUGAUACAUACUUUACAAGAGACAGCGUAGAAAGAAUACAGAGCUAGGAAAUGGCUUGGGUUCCAAUUGCUAUUGGUUUCUAAUCAGCUACCAACUUGGACAACUCAUACACACACAAACACAUGCAUAUGCAUACAUAUAUGCACAUAUAUAUAUAUAUAUAUAUAUAUAUAUAUUACUUGGGUCCAUUUAGAUAUGGAUUUCUUGUUUUUUAUGUGGCAAGAACAUUUCAUUUUUCAAAAAAUUGAGAUAAAUAAUAAAUUAUCUAUUGAUUAAA
Molecule: messenger RNA, 1886 nt
Organism: Trichosurus vulpecula (common brushtail)
Lineage: Eukaryota; Metazoa; Chordata; Mammalia; Diprotodontia; Phalangeridae
Product: vascular non-inflammatory molecule 3-like
Exons: 8
Coding region: 117-1613 (498 amino acids)
Molecular function (GO): hydrolase activity, acting on carbon-nitrogen (but not peptide) bonds, in linear amides
Source: RefSeq, a predicted model, not a curated record